This is a messenger RNA of Salarias fasciatus (jewelled blenny), 1765 nucleotides long. RefSeq names its product homeobox A5a (gene hoxa5a). The transcript is spliced from 2 exons. Gene Ontology annotation, biological process: regulation of transcription by RNA polymerase II; anterior/posterior pattern specification. Gene Ontology annotation, cellular component: nucleus. Gene Ontology annotation, molecular function: DNA-binding transcription factor activity, RNA polymerase II-specific; RNA polymerase II cis-regulatory region sequence-specific DNA binding. The record is from RefSeq and is a predicted model, not a curated record. NCBI's taxonomy places the organism in Eukaryota, Metazoa, Chordata, Actinopteri, Blenniiformes, Blenniidae. The coding region runs from base 154 to 1005 and encodes 283 amino acids.
AUAAUUCAUCAUAAAUUGUGCAAGGGUGCUAUAGGACGCGCUAAACCAUAAGAGCCACAAAUCAAGAACACAGGUUUAUGCUGUUUACUACUAAAAAUAACCAAAAAAACACCAACGAUACCGACGACUUGCAAACGGUGGAACUGUCAACAAAUGAGCUCCUAUUUUGUGAACUCAUUCUGCGGUCGCUAUCCCAAUGGCGCGGACUUCCAGUUACAUAAUUAUGGAGACCAUAGUGCUGCAAACGAGCAAUACAGGGACUCCACGGCCAUGCAUUCCGGCAGGUACGGUUAUGGCUACAACGGGAUGGACUUAACAGUCGGGCGGACCGGUGCCGGACACUUUGUGGGCAGCGAGCGGACGCCGGGCUACUCCCCGAGCCACUCAGCGGCGACGACCCCCUCCGUGGAGCCUGUCAGGUACAGCCAGUCCGCCAGCAGCACCGGCAACUCGUCCCUAUCGCCUCCACCUGACCCGCUCCCGUGCUCGUCGGUCGCCAGCAGCUCGUCCCCGGUCACCGAGGCGCAGUCCCAGCACAGAGCCGUGAAAAACUCCAUACCGACCCCCUGCUCGACCCCGUGCUCGAGCUCGAACGGAGGAGGCGCGCUGCUGCUCAGUCGGGACUGCGUGUCCAAAGCGUCCCCCCUGGAGGAAGAGAAGCCGGCGGGAAGCGCACCGACAACUCCUCAGAACGCCACCGACUCCAGUCAGCCGCAGAUCUAUCCGUGGAUGAGGAAGCUACAUAUAAACCAUGAUUUAUCUGGACCGGAGGGGAAGAGAGCCAGGACUGCAUACACCCGGUACCAGACCCUGGAGCUGGAGAAGGAGUUCCACUUCAACCGGUACCUGACCCGCAGGCGGAGGAUCGAGAUCGCCCAUGCCCUCUGCCUCUCAGAGAGACAGAUCAAAAUCUGGUUUCAGAACCGCAGGAUGAAGUGGAAGAAGGACAACAAGCUAAAAAGCAUGAGCAUGGCGGCUGCAGGCGGGGGAGUCUACAGGCCCUGAUAUUCCCCAAACUCCAACACCUGAUAACGAGCUCCACAAAAAUAAUAAUGAAAAAAAAAAAAAGAUUGUCAUAUCAACUUCUCCUCCUGUUAUUCCAGAAAGCGCAGAGACUUGUAAACGGGCUGGACACAGAUGCGCCCCACCUCAGCUUUCUGUAUGCCCAGCAGCCCAAUUAUAUUCCCCAAUAUUAUGUUCUUUUUACUUCCUCUGUGGUUAUGCUUAUGUGCGUAAAAUGCAUUAUGUACAGAUGUCUAGAUUUAGAAGUAAAAAAAAAAACACAUUGAAAUAAAUGUUUGUUUAAAUUAUUUCUUGUUCAGACGGAAAAAAAAUAAAUAAAAACGUCAAAGCUUGAAAUGCUACCUGCCGCAAAUAAAUCCACACAAAAAGAAAUCUGUGAUGCACUCAACAGUAACAGCUUAAUAAAUAAGACGGUUGAGGAUGAGUUCAUUUGUGUUUAGCCUUCGUUUUUCUAUGUAUGUACUGUAUAUGUAUGUAUUUAUUUGUUUGAUGUAUUGUCAGAUAACUUGCUUCCAAAAAAAAGUAGAGCCAGCAGAGUCCGUGUACGCCUUUGUGUGAUUAUUGUAUGCGUCGUGAACACGUGUAUGGGACAAAGGUGCCGACUCACCCCUUGUACAGUAGCUGUGCCUUGUAUCUUUGUUUUUGCAGGAGUCGCUGUUUGCUUUGUUCACCAUGGACACGACAUCUUAGUAAAAAAAAAAAAAAAAAAGUGUUUUGUCUGUUUUCUCUUUAGCUGUUUUUA